Molecule: messenger RNA, 8065 nt
Organism: Hemicordylus capensis (graceful crag lizard)
Lineage: Eukaryota; Metazoa; Chordata; Lepidosauria; Squamata; Cordylidae
Gene: GATAD2B
Product: GATA zinc finger domain containing 2B
Exons: 12
Coding region: 263-2041 (592 amino acids)
Biological process (GO): negative regulation of transcription by RNA polymerase II
Cellular component (GO): NuRD complex
Molecular function (GO): sequence-specific DNA binding; zinc ion binding
Source: RefSeq, a predicted model, not a curated record
GGGUGCCGGCUCCGGCGGCGGCUGCGGGUGUCGGUGGCGCCGCGUCUGCUCCCCGCCGCCCUCCGCUCGGCCUGAGGAACCUCGGCGCCCCCCGCCCCCCUCGACGUGCAAGGAGGGCAGGCGAUUCUGCACCAAUUGGUCAUCCAUGCCGAAUCAAGAGAGUGGUCAGCAUUCACGUCUCCUAGCAGGAAGCAACUAGAAGUGAGGCAGGGCCAGAACAGCGACUCCGGCAGGGAGACAAGGGGCAACCUCCUCCUGAGGGAUGGACCGCAUGACCGAGGACGCCCUGCGCCUGAACCUCUUGAAGCGGAGCCUGGACCAAGCCGACGAGCGGGAUGACGUCCUGGCCAAGCGGCUGAAGAUGGAAGGGCACGAGGCCAUGGAGCGCCUCAAGAUGCUGGCCCUGCUCAAGAGGAAGGACCUGGCGGGCAUCGAGGUGCCCCACGAGCUGCCCGUCAAGCAGGACGGCCUGAAGGUCUACGAGGAGAAGCUGAACGGCAACCUGAGGCCCCACGCGGACAGCCGGACCUCGGGGAGGCCGGGCAAGGAGAACAUCAACGACGAACCGGUGGAUAUGAGCGCCAAGAGGAGCAGUGACCAGGACAGAGGGCGACUAACCCCCUCGCCGGAUAUCAUCGUCCUUUCCGAUAACGAGGCCUCUAGUCCCCGCUCCAGUUCCCGCAUGGAAGAAAGGCUCAAAGCCGCCAACCUGGAAAUGUUCAAGGGCAAAGGCAUCGAGGAGAGGCAGCAACUCAUCAAGCAGCUCCGGGACGAGCUGAGGCUAGAGGAGGCCCGGCUGGUGCUGCUGAAGAAGCUACGGCAGAGCCAGCUGCAGAAAGAGAACGUGGUCCAAAAGACUCCAGUCGUCCAGAACGCAGCUUCCAUCGUCCAGCCGUCUCCUGCCCACGUCGGACAGCAGGCUCUGUCCAAACUCCCCUCCCGGCCUGGAACGCAGGGGGUCGAGCCCCAAAGCCUCCGGACAUUACAGGGUCACAGCGUCAUCCGGUCCGCCACCAACACGACUCUCCCGCACAUGCUGAUGUCGCAGCGCGUCAUCGCGCCAAACCCCGCCCAGCUCCAAGGGCAGCGCGUCCCCCCGAAGCCGGGCCUGAUCCGCACCACCACUCCGAGCAUGAGCCCCGCCAUCAGCUACCAGCCGCAGCCCAGCUCGGCCGUCCCCUGCCAGCGCACCACCUCCUCCGCCAUCUACAUGAACCUUGCCUCCCACAUCCAGCCGGGCGCGGUGAACCGGGUGUCCUCGCCGCUGCCCAGCCCCAGCGCGCUCAAUGACGCCGCCAACUCCCAGGCGGCCGCCAAGCUCGCCUUGCGCAAGCAACUGGAAAAGACCCUCCUGGAGAUCCCGCCCCCCAAGCCGCCCGCCCCCUUGCUCCACUUCCUGCCCAGCGCGGCCAACAGCGAGUUCAUCUACAUGGUGGGCCUGGAGGAGGUGGUGCAGAGUGUCAUCGACAGCCAAGGCAAGGGCUGCGCCUCCCUCUUGCGGGUGGAGCCCUUCAUCUGCGCCCAGUGCCGCACGGACUUCACCCCGCACUGGAAGCAGGAGAAGAACGGCAAGAUUCUGUGCGAGCAGUGCAUGACCUCCAACCAGAAGAAGGCCCUCAAGGCCGAGCACACCAACCGGCUGAAAAACGCCUUCGUCAAAGCGCUGCAGCAAGAGCAGGAGAUCGAGCAGCGGCUGCAGCAGCAGGCGGCCUUGUCCCCCACGGCCGCUCCCGCCGUGUCCAGCGUCAGCAAGCAGGAGAGCAUCAUGCGACACCACACGCUCCGCCAGGCACCCCAGCCCCAGAGCAGCCUGCAGCGCGGGAUCCCCACCUCGGCCCGCUCCAUGCUGUCCAACUUUGCGCAGGCCCCGCAGCUCUCCGUCGCGGGAGGCCUUCUCGGCAUGCCAGGUGUCAACAUCGCCUACCUGAACGCUGGGAUUGGGGGCCACAAAGCGUCGAGUCUGGCGGAUCGGCAACGGGAAUACCUUUUAGACAUGAUCCCGCCGCGCUCUAUAUCUCAGUCCAUCAGUGGGCAGAAAUAACGCCAGCUGCCCCCUCCCCGCCCCGCGACCCCCCCCCUCCGCCCCGCCCCGCCCCGUGUCCGUCGCAUGCAGUGCCUGUACUGGUGCCUACCAUUCGUGGAGGAAAAGGAAAAAAAAAACAGAAAAAGGAAAAAAAAACACAAAAACAAAGACGAGAACAUUUUGGAGCUCCAGCCGCCCACCCCCUCCGUGCCGUCUCUCCUCUCCUCGUCUGCGGAUCUCGUCAGCGGCAAGAGGCUCUGCUCCCUUCCCCGAGGUCAGAACGUGUCUGCUUGGAUCCUGCACUAUACACGUGUUAAUGCUUGUUUUACGCUCCUUAUUUUUUUAUUUUUGUUUGUUCCUUUGUUUUUCGUUUUGUAAUGACAGCGCAUAGAAUUUUUAAUUGUCGUGUUCUCAUUUUUAUUAAUAUUUUCUUUUUUUCCUUUCGCUUCAAUGGACGGUUAAGAAAACCUUUUUCUUUUUCUUUUUUUAAGACAAAAAAAAAUCUUUCUAGAGACUUUGAAAAAGAAAAAGGCUCCCCGCUUUUUAACUCCUCCUGAGGGCUGGCUGAGGCCGACUAGGGGCUUCCACAGGGGCGUGGAGGUGCCUGUUGUGGGGCGGGGCGGGGGGGGUGAGGCCACCCCCAUGGGUGUGGCUGACCCUCGGAAGGCCCUGUCCUGGCUGGAGAGGGCUCACUUUGGGGGGAGCAGGGCAACAGCCUGUGUGUCGUCCCCAACAUCCAGGGGCAUGGGGGUACCCCGGCUUUGUGGCUAUGUGUGUGGGCGUUCCAGUCAGGAGGGUGGCUUGCUAGUGCUGGAGGGGCCAUUCUGUUGAGUGGUCCCGCCCGAGAGCCGGCAGCAGCCCUGUGCCCCAGGGCGAGCGAUGGCGGAAGGGGGUCGGCAUUGCGGCCUUCCCCCCUCUGCUGUUGACCCUCCCUUAAAGACCCCCCGGCCCCGAUUCCCUACCAUCCUCCUGCCUAGCCCAAAGGGUGGGCUGUGGCCGGAAGGAGACCCGUCCCGGGCCGAGGGGGCUGUGUUUUUGCUCUCCCUUCUGCUCCCGUCACGCAGGCCACUUGCCGGCAGAGGGCGGCAUCUGCAGCAGACCGGGGUGAAGGCCGACCUCUGCCACCACCCCCUGCCCCGGGCUCAGCCUUCUGGGACGUGAACCCAUCCGUGGGGCCUCUGGCCACCUGCUCCAGAGCGACCGGGGAGCCCUUGAGAGGUCAGGGGAGAGGAGGAGAGGAGGAAGCACAAAGAGUCGGCUCCUGCGGAUGGAGGCCCCGGGGAGCGGAGGGGGAAUUGCUCACCCCUCUCCUGGGCCACUCCAGCCUUUCUGCCGUGGGCUUCCCCCGGUGCCGCCCCCUCCCACCUUUCCCCGCUGCUCCCUCCUGCCACUGCUGGCCACGGGACUUGAAGUGGGGGCGGGGAAGGCAGGAGGGCAGGCCUCCUCCCAGGGGACUCCCCUCCCUGCCUCGCGGUCUCCCUGCUCUACUGUGGCCUGGAGUUCCCUUCGGAACCCUCCCUGGCCCUCGGAUGAUCCCCCUUCCGGGCUCUCUGCUGUGUCUCCCCCUCCCCUCCAACCCGUGAGCACUUAACGAAUGAGGAGGCCGGGGGUGGGUGGGGGGCAGCGCUGGGGGGAGCAUCGGAUGCUCUGUGUGCUUGGCUGUCUCUGUGUGUGUGUGUGUGUAGAUAAGGUAAUAAAUAUUUGCUCACACACACACACAAACACACACACCCCAACGGCUCUCUUCUCAAAGGUGUUGUCUGUUUCUUGGAUUCCUGUGUCGCUUGUGGCUGCCCCCCGCCAUAGGCCUGGCCUCCUCUCGGGAUUUCCUCCUGGUGUCUUAAGCCCUCCUCUUCCUCCCCCCCCGCCCACCCUUCAGAGCCCCUUCCCCUCCUCGGUGUCUCCUUGCUUUUUCCUCCGCCUUGCUUGGACUUUGCUUUUAUGUGCUUCCUGCAACCUCCCGCCCCCCCACCAAAAAAAAAAACCCCAAGUGCCAUUUGUUCGUUCCCCGCUUUAAGAUGAAAUAAUGAGAAUAAUAAUAAUAAUUGAUGAUCAGGCAUUGCGAAGAGCUCCAAUGGCAUCCAUCAGUGUUGGCCAUGAUUAGUGUGUUGUUACAAAGGUGAUGGAGAAGAUGUGAAGAAAGUGCAAUACUUUGUCCUUUUGCUGUGAGGGCCCAGGAGGCAGACGCUCGGAAGGGGCGGGCAGUGGCAGACCCGACCCUGCAUUUUCGGAGGGGGGGUGAGGUUGGCCAGCAAGGCUCCGUCUCCCCCGUUCAGUGUGGAUUGAGUAAGCAGGGUGGAGGGACCCCCCCCCCAUCUGCACGAAGGAAUCCUGCCAGGUUGUCUGUGUCUCUCUGAUCCUCCACCCCACCGCCCGCUGGUGGUUUCAGAUCCAGACCCCACAAAUCCCUUCCCCACCUGCCCUGUGGACCCCCUUCUCCUCCCUGCUUUCCAAGGGACCAAGCGGCAAAGUGGCCCAGCCACGGAGUUGCUCGUCGGUUUGGGGAUGGUCUCUAGCGGCAGCCCCGAUUCUCUGGCCAUCAGUGGCCCUGCCCGGUGUGGUUUUCUGGCCUGGCCGUCCCAGGUGGGCCCAGCAGAAGGAGCUGAAUUCCAGGGCCACCACUGCAGCCGGGAGUUCCGCUGUCCUUCUUACCACUUUGAGUGUCUCGUGGGAGGAAGAGCAGAUCUGGGGAUGGGUCCUGCCGCCCCUUGGGGUGGUUUGCCAGAGCGGUGGCCUCGCCUUCCUCGGACCCUGCUCAGAGCCAUGCCCGCUAGUGCUUCUGCCAGGGCUUGGGACUUCCUCAGCCUGGGAAAGGGGUCAGUUGGCACCCCGCCUGCCCUGAAAUGCCAGCUCUGCCCGUGUCUGUCACAAGCCGUUCUCCUCUUCUGUUUGAAUUGCUCCUCACAACCGAUUCCCUUUUCUCUUGUUUCCCCCAAACUCAUCAGUAACUCUCUCUCCUUCCCACCUCGUCCCAUCCCGGCUGCAUUUUUGGCUGUGCUGUACAAAGUCAUCUCUCCCUGCCUUCCUUUUUUUCAUUUUAAGGUUAAAAAACUUAAGAAUUUCCUUCUCCAGCUUCCGUUCACCUUCCUUUUACAGCUUAAGUUGUAGGUGCUUUGUGGUUGAUGCUGUUUUGAUUUCUUUCCAUUUCUUCUGUGUUUCUUCCGCAAGGAACAGGUAAACCCCCCCGGUCAGCCCCCCCUCCAUACACCCCUCUCCCUUUUUUAUCUCCCUCCCUUCCUUUUUCGCUCCCUUUCCCCACAAACUCUUUUUAGCUUAACAAUAUUUGCUGCCGAGAUGUUAUAACAAGGACUCGUUCGUUGUAUAUAAGCUAUUUCUUGACACAUUUAAAGAAAAAGGAAAAAAGAGGAGGGGGGGGUGGGAGACGACAACAAACUGAAAUUGUACAUUUGUGUAGAGAAAACAAAACGACAAAAACCGAGAAAGACAGCUUAGCCAUGAAUAUUGUGAAAGUUGUUAGUGUGAACUUUUGUACAGUGUGAACUUUUGUGUGUAUGACAUUUAAAAUGUGCAAAAGGCGGUUUCUCGGGAGUGGGGGGGGGCGGGAGGAGGCUCUGGGGGGCCAUGCAGCUCAUGCCACACACCCCACACCCCGCUCCCCUCCCCUCCCCGCCCCCCCCAAGCUGAAAUGGAUGUGGUGGCAGCCACCAUUUCCCCCAACGGUGCCUUUCCUCCUCUUGUGUCAGGCCCAAGGAGUCCCUCCUGCGCAAAGCCAGCACGCUCACGACCCCCGAGCGGAGGCCGGAGGCCCGAGUCUUCCCUGCCCCACACCCCAGCCGCCUCCGCACGAGUUGGCGUCCCACGGAGGCGGCUCCUCCUGAUUCCUACGAGUGGGAGGAGCAAGUGUGAUGACUUAUUAUUGUUCGUGUCAAGCUCUUCAAUGUAUUUGCACUCUUUUUUCACGGUUGCUUCAGCUUUGGGACAAGAGGCCCUUGGGUCGGCGGCGUGCAGCACAAGGCUUCCUGAGAAGGGAAGAGAGGGGGGGGCCCUCUCCAGCCGGCAACUGGGCUCCCUGGGGUGAGGGGAGGUCUUCAGGGAGGGGCAGGCCCCCACUCCUGUCAGAUGCCGCGUUGGUUUCCUCCUUGUCCCCCUUGGGUGGCUGCUCCCGCUCCCCCCCUGCCUGCUUCGGGCCCCACCGCCAAAGGCUUGCGCCGUCCCUCGGACAUGUUUGAGCCUCCCCAAGACCUCCCUUGGGUCUGUUGGGGGGGUGUUUGGUUCUUCCUCCCCUCCCGACGCGCUUUCGGGAUUUGGUUUUGAAGGGUCUUGAAUGGUUGUUUCUAAGAGGCUCAAGCGUUGAGGGCAGCAUCCAGGUGACAGAAUUCCAGUAUUUGGGUGGACGGCGUUGGUUCUCGGUGUGGCUCUGCCGUGGGGAAGAGGGGCCACUGGACUUCACUGUGACGCCCGAGGGCUAAACCGAGAAGUCCAUGGCCCAUACGUACGUACGGUGGCGAACUGGAAGUGUGGAUGGACUGGGAGGGGUGGUUUCCAGUGAGCACGCCAUGCGUUUGAACUGGCCUUCCCGUUGGAAGGAAAGCUGGAAGAGGUUUGCUCCCAAGGACAAGCUCUGUUCCUCGGCAAGGAAAUGGGGACUUUGGCAUUGCUUGCCCCUCCAGGCUGGAGGCUGCAUGGAGCUGGCCCCAGGGGAAUGGCGAAGCCUGUUGAGGGGCGGCCUUAAAGGCGCCCAGCCCUGCCGACACUCCAGGAGUGGGCCCCCUCCCUAGCUUGGGGGGCUGGCCGUUCUAGAAGAGGGUCGGGUGGGGGCUUCCUUCGCCCCUUGCACAGCUGUUCUUGGUGCCUCUUUGCUGUUGGCUAUUAGUUGCCCGAUGUCCAGAAUUGGCCCAGAAUGCACUGCCCGCCCAAAGGCUUCUUAGCGGUCCUUCCAAAGGGCCUUGCCCUCCCUCCUCCGCCCUUCUCCUUUCCUAAAACCCGUUCCCUCUGGUGCAAAGCCUGGGGCAGCGUGCUAGCUUCCUCGCGAGCGCCGAUCUUGCGCUUCAGGUUUCUAGUCUUCAUGACCUGGACAGAGCCCUCCCCGCCCCUCGGGGCUGAAGUGCUUCGGUGCUGCCGGGCUGCUCGCUGCGUUCCUCGGAGCCUUCUGUUAACAUACCCCGGGGGGGGGGCCUCUUGGUGUCUCGAUGGGAAAGGAAGAGGGGUUCCGAGAGCCACUUGGUGUUAAAUGAGAUGGGGCUGCAAGAUGCCUGUGCCGAGGCGGGGGGCAUCCUGCUUUCUCUCUGGCCUGGAAGCAGCGGUGAGGCUGUGUGAGCCCCUCCCGGCCACGGCCUGCUAGGCUGAGCCUGCGCUUCGUGGUGGCUGGCCCUGGUCUGUGCAGGCCCGUCCAGAAGGCGCCGGGUCUUUCCAGCACCCAGACUGUGUGCGCCAGCCUGCCGUCGCAUCGGAGCUGUGCUUUGCGGCUGUGCGUGUGCGUCUUGCAUCUCCAGCCGCCCAGCCCCGCAUGGCCACGGCCGGAGAAGGCACUUAGUGUGGGGCCAGACCUGCCCCCCUACCCCCCCCAGUCUUAUGGCAACCCCUUUUAGUAGAAGGGGCACUGCAGGCACCACACCACCAUUGGGGCAGUCUCGGCCCUCCGUCCCCCAAAUGGCAUCGGGGUCUCUUCAUUGCAGGCCUGAGGCGGUUUAGACAAGGCUCCGUUUGAACCUCCACAUCCCCACCAGGACGAGCAAGGGGGCAGAGCUGGGUUGAUCCCCCCCCACCUUUUCUGUUUUUUUUUUAUUUUUACCCCUUCACAGCUGAAAUUUUGGAAAGGAAAGAGAGGCUGAAGUGGGAAACCAGACCUUUUGCACGAUUUUAAGAGGGCUUUCUUCUUUUUUCUUUUUUGCAUUGUGUUUUUGAAUCUGGUUUAAAAGGAGACUAAAAAAAAUUAAAAAGAGAAGCUGUUUAAAUAUUGCCAAUUGAUUAUGCAGUGACCUGAUUAAAAAAUAAGCUAAUUUUUGGAGAAAGGAUAAAAAAAAAACUUUGUAAUAUUUAUCACUUGCAAGCUAUGUUUAAUAAAGAAAGGAAUGGUUUAUA